GCACCGUUUAGGCCUACUUUAUUUUAUUAAAGAACGUUUAUGAUGAUUUAUAUCGUUAGUACAAAAUACAGCUACAGUCAUAUUAACCCAAGUUGCACAUAGCCUAUACUGUUUUCACAUCAUUAUAUAUUUCAUGUUGUUGUAAUGUUACUGUUAAAUGUCCUGAAAUUUAUUUAACAAAGUAAGUUAUGUUUUUAUCACUAUUAUUAGUUGUAAGCGUAGUUGUAGGCAUAUGAAGUGGUGCGCUCUCAAAUACUUUUGUUCAGGCAUUAAAACAGCUACCACAGCUACCACGAGAGAUUUCGAACACAGCGAGCGGAGAGAGAUUUCAUCAUGGAGGAUGAAAACCAGACGCAACGAGAGUUGCUGAAGGAUUACGUUCUCCAGCGACUUCAAGACCGUGUGCUACAUGUAUUGGAGAGACAGCCUCUGGACACAGAUUAUUUGCAGUUUGUCUGCAGACAGGAGCUUGUACUAAUCAGUGCCUUGACUAAUAUAAUAAACAUUUCUGAGAAUGUUAUUUUAGCCCUUACACGUCUAAAUAUUGCGAUAAAUCGCCAGAUGGAUAGUGAAGAGGUGUGUGUAACAGUGGAUGUGGAAAGAGGUGGUGGUCGUGGACGUCCAAGAUUGACAAUUUCAACAAACACUCUUAUCCACCUUAUUGAACUUGGUUUGCCUUUAAAAUGUGUUGCCAAUAUAUUGGGAGUGUCUCGAGCAACAUUGCAUAGAAGGAUGGCGGACAACAAUUUGUCAGUUACUGCACUGUACAGCACUUCUACCGAUGAUGAGUUAGAUGCUCUUGUGACAGAAGUGAAGAACUCUAUGCCAGAUGCAGGAUACAGAAUGGUCCGAGGGGCUCUCCUUGUAAAAGGCCACCGGGUUCAGUGGGACAGAGUCGUUGCAUCUAUGCAUCGUGUGGACAGUGUUGGUGUCUUGUCAAGAAUGACCAACCUAAGAUGCAUUGCUCGAAGAACAUAUAAAGUUCCUUAUCCCAAGUACAUAGUUCAUGUAGACACCAACCACAAACUCAUCAGGUACAACAUUAUAAUCUUUGGAGGAAUAGAUGGUUAUUCAAGAAAGAUAAUGUACCUAAAGGUAGCAAACAAUAAUCGCUCUGACACCCAUUUGUCAAUCUUCAGUGAGGCUGUAAAUGAACAUGGGUUUCCGGAGAGAGUAAGAGGUGAUCAUGGAGGGGAAAAUGUGGGAGUGGCCCAGCUUAUGUUUUCAGUUCGUGGAACUGACUACAAUAGCUUUAUUGCUGGUAAAAGUGUACAUAAUCAAAGAAUAGAGCGACUGUGGCGUGAUGUCUACAUUGGAGUUACAAGCGUUUAUCAAAACAUCCUGCGCACCUUGGAAGAGAAUCACCUGUUGGACAUCAGUAAUAGCGUCCAUUUAUUCUGCUGCCAUUUUGUUUUCCUGCCACGCAUCCAGGAAAGUCUGGAUUACUUUUCUGGUGGGUGGGACAACCAUCCCAUGAGGACCGAACAAAAUCUCACACCCAAUCAGUUGUGGCAAGUGGGUCAGCUCCAAAACCCAAUCAUGGAUCCUGAGAUUGAUGUUAUGCCAGACAUUGAAUGGGAAAACAGUGGAUACAGUGAAGAGCAAAAUCAGGGAGUUAAUGUUCCAGAACUACACAUUCCAUUAACUGACCAUGACAUAUCAGAACUUAAACAAAUGAUUGACCCACUGCAACACUCGGAUUGUUUUGGAAUAGACAUAUAUCUUACCACUGUUCAGUAUGUGGAGAGCUUUACUGAAGUGAGGUAAUUGGAGACAUGAUUAUAUGGUCUUUCAAAAAAACCCAAAACAACAUAUGGUCAGUCACUAAGUAUUUUCCACAGUUACAUUAAUUAAGAAACAUUUGGUUAAUGUCCAAAUUUUUUGUAAUGCAACAUUUUACAAUUAUUUACAUUUCUUGCCAAAAUAAAUAUUACAAUUCCAAAUAAAUAUUACAAUCCUAAAUAAA
Messenger RNA from Paramisgurnus dabryanus, 1966 nucleotides. NCBI's taxonomy places the organism in Eukaryota, Metazoa, Chordata, Actinopteri, Cypriniformes, Cobitidae. The record is from RefSeq and is a predicted model, not a curated record.